AUGCUGAUGUCAGGGAUUGGCGCAUUCUGCAGCCAGUCUACCGUUAGAUCAUGCAGUAGGCCUAUCGAAAUCCUGCUAUUUGCAGAUUUGGCUGACUGGGCGUCUACUUCCCCUCAAAUAAUGGACAUUGACAUUAGAGGCGGUAGUGAGCCGUGUCCACUUUCGAACAAAGAAAUGAGCAAUUUCCCUCUUCAUCGCCUUCAUCUCUGGUACUGCCUAUGGAAAUUGUGAUUGAAUAAUGGCAAAUCGCACAGUGAAAGAUGCGAAAUCUAUCAGAGGUACAAAUCCUCAGUAUUUAGUAGAAAAGAUAAUCAGAUCCCGGGUGUAUGAUUCUAAAUAUUGGAAGGAAGAAUGUUUCGCUUUAACAGCCGAGCUUUUAGUCGACAAAGCCAUGGAAUUGAGGUACAUAGGCGGUGUGUUCGGCGGGAAUGUGAAACCAACACCCUUCCUUUGCCUAAUAUUAAAAAUGCUGCAAAUUCAACCUGAGAAAGACAUCAUAGUGGAGUUUAUAAAAAACGAGGAGUUCAAAUACGUUCGUGCGUUGGGUGCACUGUAUAUGAGGCUAACAGGAUCCUCUUUAGAUUGUUAUAAAUAUUUGGAGCCUCUGUUCAAUGACAACAGAAAAUUGAGAAGGCAGAGUAAACAAGGCAAGUUCGAAUUAAUUCACAUGGAUGAAUUCAUAGAUGAUCUCCUAAGGGAGGAGAGGUGUUGUGAUGUAAUUUUGCCGAGAAUACAAAAGAGGCAUGUUCUUGAAGAAAAUAAUGAAUUGGAAGCGAAAGUCUCUGCAUUGGAAGAUGACAUGGAUGAAGGAAUAGAAUCUUCAGAAGAUGAAGAUAUACCUCCCGUUAAAGAGGACACUCGAAAGAGAACUGAUGAUCACGAGAGAGAAAGGGACCGACACAGAGACAGGGACAAAAGGCAUUCGCGUUCCGAUAAGAAAUCGGAUAGAGAGAAACAGAGGUCGAGAAGCAGGGACAGGGAUAGGGACAGACGCGAACGGAAACGGAGUAAAUCGCCGAAGAGUUAUUCCUCCUCACACAAGGAAAAGGACAGAGAUAAGGAUCGGUAUAGGAGAGACGACAGGGAUAGGGAAAGAGAACGAGAUCGCGAUCGGAGACGAGAACGUGACAGAACUAGGCAUUAAAUUUUGCACUCAACACGAUGCAACUAUCGAAUAAAGAGAAUAAGGAAAACGACACAAUGAACUUAUCUGUUAUUACUAGACUGCAGAUUUUGUACAAAAUAAAAUAUUUAGGAUACUAUUUUAAGAAACGUAUUUUAAAGUUGUAGACUCUGAAGCGGUACGAUACAUCAGAAUGUCAAUGUUACGUCACGUGGUUAUCUUAACAUAAUAAUUUCUUUUAUCAUUUACAUAUUGCAAUAUGUAUUUUGUUUUUGAUAUCUCCUACAUUAUUAUGUGUAUAUUACUAUUCUAUUUUUGCACAUUCAGUUUUCUUACAAAUGCAUAAAAUCUGCAGUCUAUUUAUCACGUGAAUUGUAAUUAACAGCAACUGCAUUAAAAUUUGGAAAUAGUUUUGUAUUAAAAUUAUAGUACUCAUCGACAAAAAUGCUACACAGUAGCUUAUAAUACCCGUACAUUACAUGUAGUGACAAUCUUUGUUCUGUUUUGUUAUAACAUAUUACAUUAGUCGUUUAAUCUGGAAUUAUACUUUAUUCCUCCCGGUUUAACGAACUUACGAUUAUUUACAAAAUUUCGCAGAAAAUUUAUCACUGCCUUUACCAAUAGUUUCAACGAUUUAACAUGUUGGUUAAGUGAUAUAAAACGAUAUCGCGCUCCCGAGUAAUCUCUCGUUAACGAUACAAUGAUAAAUUUUCUCGAGCACCACGUAAUAAAAUAAAUUGAGAAUGUCAUAGCCUGUCUAGAAUUGUAAUCCUCACGAUUAUAUCUUUAAAUAUGUACAUUUUCACGUAAAGUGACUCUUAUUGACAUUCGGACACAUUUCAAAAUGCAAUAACUUUUUUUAUAUUAAACGAAACAAAUAAAUCUUCUGUAAGACGUU
Molecule: messenger RNA, 2021 nt
Organism: Ceratina calcarata
Lineage: Eukaryota; Metazoa; Arthropoda; Insecta; Hymenoptera; Apidae
Gene: Prp38
Product: pre-mRNA processing factor 38
Exons: 4
Coding region: 239-1144 (301 amino acids)
Source: RefSeq, a predicted model, not a curated record